AUGACAAAAUCGCCACAAAAUAUAGGUAUUAAAGGUAUUGAGGUUUAUAUCCCAGGCCAAGCAGUCAACCAGAGUGAAUUGGAGAAAUUCGAUGCAAUUCCUCAGGGUAAAUAUACCAUUGGUUUGGGACAAACCAAUAUGGCGUUUGUUAACGAUAGAGAAGAUAUUUAUUCCAUUUGUUUAACUGUUGUCUCCAAAUUGAUUAAGCAUUAUGAUAUCGAUACCAACAAUAUCGGAAGAUUGGAAGUUGGUACCGAGACUUUAUUGGACAAGUCGAAAUCUGUUAAAACGGUUUUGAUGCAAUUGUUUGGCGAAAAUAACGAUAUUGAAGGGAUCGAUACUUUGAAUGCAUGCUAUGGUGGUACUUCUGCCGUAAUAAAUGCUAUCAACUGGAUCGAGAGUUCCAGUUGGGAUGGAAGAGAUGCAAUCGUUGUUGCUGGUGACAUUGCUAUUUACGACAAGGGAGCUGCAAGACCUACUGGUGGUGUUGGUGCCAUUGCCAUGUUGAUUGGUCCUGACGCACCUAUUGUUUUUGAUUCAAUAAGAGGUUCCUUUAUGGAACAUGCUUAUGAUUUUUAUAAGCCAGAUUUUUCUAGUGAAUACCCGGUGGUGGAUGGUCAUUUUUCAUUAAGUUGCUAUGUCAAGGCAGUUGACCACUGUUACAAGAAUUACUCUAAAAAGUAUACUGGGGAUAAGGACAAGACAGUUGGGUUAUUCAACCACUUUGACUAUAACGCGUUCCACGUUCCAACAUGUAAAUUGGUCACCAAGAGUUACGCAAGGUUAUUAUAUAAUGAUUACAAAUCCAAUAGUGAACAAUUUAAAGAUUUAAUCGAUGAAGAAACUAGGAAAACAAUUGAUGCAUUAUCUUAUGAAGAAUCAUUAACCGAUAAGUUAUUGGAAAAAGUUUUUGUCAAUUUAGCAAAAGAACAAACUAAAAAAAGAGUAGAACCAGCAUUGAAAGUUCCAACAAAUACUGGUAAUAUGUAUACAGCCUCUGCGUGGGUUUCAUUAGCUUCAUUAUUGUAUUAUGUUGGUUCCAAAGAGUUGCAAAACAAGAGAGUUGGUAUCUUUUCUUAUGGGUCUGGAUUAGCAUCAACUUUACUUUCAGUCACAAUUAGAUCAGACAUUACUGAAAUCACAAAAGUUCUUGAUUUUGACUUCAAAUUGAACAAAGGUAGAAAGAUCCAAACCCCUGAUCAGUAUGUUGCAGCAAUCGAAUUGAGAGAAAAGGCUCAUUUGCAGAAGAAUUUCAAACCUCAAGGGUCAAUUGAAAAUAUAGGUGAAGGAGUUUACUACUUGGAAGAAGUUGACGAUAAGUUUAGAAGAAAAUAUUCUAUAAAGAAUUAA
Molecule: messenger RNA, 1350 nt
Organism: Lodderomyces oxycetoniae
Lineage: Eukaryota; Fungi; Ascomycota; Pichiomycetes; Serinales; Debaryomycetaceae
Gene: ERG13
Product: hydroxymethylglutaryl-CoA synthase
Exons: 1
Coding region: 1-1350 (449 amino acids)
Biological process (GO): ergosterol biosynthetic process; acetyl-CoA metabolic process
Molecular function (GO): hydroxymethylglutaryl-CoA synthase activity
Source: RefSeq, a predicted model, not a curated record